CACCGUUAGCAGCAUUACAUUUAAAAUGUUCAAUUAAAUACGAUAUUUAAUUUAAUUUUGCGGGUUUUACAGUUAUAGUUAAAGCCUAUUGAGAAGUUUUUUUUUUUAAUAAUAAAAAAAUAUAGUUUUUUUUUUCGACUUUUUUAAAAGUGUAAAUUUUAUAGUGCGAGUGGUAGGACAUGUGAUAGAAUUCGACGGACUUUUGAGUAUUUUGAAAAUGGAAUUUUGGGCGCGAAUUUUCGUACGGACUGUAAUCAUUUGUUUUUGUGUUAUUUUUACAAAUGGGAGGAGUGUACGACAAAACAGUGGUAUCUCAAAUAAAGAAUUCGAUGAAAGAAACAAGUACCACUGGAGGCAACAGGCACAAUGGACGUUACGAUCGAAGCUCUCAACGCCACUCAACACCGAAGUUGCGAAGAACGUGAUACUAUUUCUGGGAGACGGGAUGAGUGUGACCACACUGGCUGCCACCAGGGCUUACCUGGGCCAGAAAUAUGGACACCUAGGAGAAGAGAUCAAGCUGAGCUUCGAGAUGUUUCCCUUCACCGGGUUAUCUAAGACAUACUGCGUAGACCACAACGUGGCAGACUCCGCGUGCAGCGGCACAGCAUAUCUCUCUGGUGUGAAGGCCAACAGUGGGACAGUGGGCCUCAGCGCUGCGGUUAAGCGUGGGGACUGUGUCGCGCAAUUAUCUGGGAACCACUCGGUGACGGGAUUGGUCGACUGGGCACAGAAGGCUGGGAAAAGCACAGGUGUUGUCACCACGACGCGCGUGACCCACGCUACCCCCGCGGCUUCAUACGCGCACUCAGCUGAUCGGCGUUGGGAGGCCGACACAGACCUGCCGAGGUACGGGCCUCGCUGUGAAGAUAUAGCUACGCAACUCGUGAGAGGACAAGUUGGGAAGAAUAUUGAUGUAGUCUUAGGCGGGGGUCGUCAAAACUUCCUCCCCUACACUAAAAAGGAUAUCGAAGGCCGCCCAGGCUACAGAAAAGACGGCAAAGACCUCAUCGCCGAGUGGCUGAACACCAAAAAGGAACUCGGACGGAACGCGAAAUACGUCUACACUAAGACAGGACUUCUUAAUCUCAGUCCUAGUGUGGAUAGUGUGCUUGGUCUGUUCUCUCCGAGCCAUAUGCCGUACCAUUUGGAGGCUGAUGAGGAGGAUCCUACCUUAUCUGAGAUGACGCAGAAGGCUAUACAGAUACUGUCGAAGAAUAAGAAUGGGUUCUUCUUAUUUGUUGAAGGAGGCAGAAUAGACACCGCUCACCACGAGACGAAAGCCCAGAAAGCCUUGGACGAGACUGUGGAGCUAGCGAAGGCAGUAGAAGCAGCCCUCAGGAUAGUGGAUCCUCACGAAACUUUGGUGGUGGUCACAUCGGACCAUAGCCAUACUAUGACGUAUAGUGGGUACAGCAAGCGGGGGUCUGACAUACUUGGAUUCAGUAACAGGAUAAACGCAUCAGACCACCAACCGUUUACAACCUUAAGCUACGCUACCGGACCAGGGCACAAGCAAGGCCACGAUUCGCAAAGAUAUGACCUCACCUCUGACGAUCUGAAAAACCCGAACUACACCUACCCAGCUUUAGUCCCGAUGUCCCGAGAGACUCACGGAGGCGAGGAUGUGGCAGUUUUCGCAAGAGGGCCUUGGGCGCACCUGUUCACUGGCAACUACGAGCAAAACUAUCUGCCGCAUGCGCUAGCAUAUGCGGCGUGCAUGGGCGGCGGGCUGCAUGCGUGUCAUGAGUAUACUUACACGUAGCCUACUUACUGAGACAAAAUAGCUGUGUUCCUAUCUAGAGCCCACCUGGUUAUAGGAAAUUACGAGCGGAACCAUCUGCCGCAUGCGCUAGCAUAUGCGGCGUGCAUGGGCGGCGGGCUGCAUGCGUGUUAUGAGUAUACUUACACGUAGCCUACUUACUGAGGCAAAAUAGCUGUGUUCCUAUCUAAAGCCCACCUGUUUAUAGGAAACUACGUGCAAAACUAUCUACCGCACGCGUUAGCAUAUGCGACGUGCAUGCGCGGCGGGCUGCAUGCGUGUCAUGAGUAUACUUACACGUAGCCUACUUACUGAGGCAAAAUAGCUGUGUUCCUAUCUAAAGCCCACCUGUUUAUAGGAAAUUACGAGCGGAACUAUCUGCCGCAUGCGCUAGCUUAUGCGGCAUGCAUGGGCGGCGGGCUGCAUGCGUGUCACGAGUAUACUUACACGUAGCCUACUUACUGAGGCAAAAUAGCUGUGUUCCUAUGUAAAGCCCACAUGUUUAUAGGAAAUUACGAGCGGAACCAUCUGCCGCAUGCGCUAGCAUAUGCGGCGUGCAUGGACGGCGGGCUGCAUGCGUGUCAUGAGUAUACUUACACGUAGCCUACUUACUGAGGCAAAAUAGCUGUGUUCCUAUCUAGAGCCCACCUGUUUAUAGGAAAUUACGAGCGGAACCAUCUGCCGCAUGCGCUAGCAUAUGCGGCGUGCAUGGGCGGCGGGCUGCAUGCGUGUCAUGAGUAUACUUACACGUAGCCUACUUACUGAGGCAAAAUAGCUGUGUUCCUAUCUAAAGCCCACCUGUUUAUAGGAAACUACGUGCAAAACUAUCUACCGCACGCGUUAGCAUAUGCGACGUGCAUGCGCGGCGGGCUGCAUGCGUGUCAUGAGUUUACUUACACGUAGCGUACUCACUGAGGCAAAGUAUCUGUGUUCCUAUCUAGAGCCCACCUUGUUAUAGGAAACUAUGAGCAAGAGAAUAUCUGUCGCACGCGUUAGCAUAUGCGGCGUGCAUGGGCGGCGGGAUACAUGCGUGUCAUGAGUAUACUUAGGCGUAGCCAUCGCGACGGCCUUGGGCGCAUAUCUUCACAGGCAAUUACGAGCAAAACUAUCUGCCACAUAAGGCGUACAUGGACAGUGAGUUGCAUGAUGCGUGUCAUGAGUAUACUUAUAACACGUCCUCUUGAAAGUGGAAAAUAGCAUUUGAGCCUUAGGCACUUCUCUUUACGGGAGAACACCUACUUGCCGCAUAGGCUAUGUGUGUAUAUACGUGUAGUUAUUACAAGUACUAAUUGCCACAACCGUUACAUUCGGUUUGUGGCAGGCUGGCAGGCUGCGCCACCCGUAUUAACAUUACAGUUUGUUUACCGAUGUCUACGAGCAAAACACGGAUGCGCAUGCUCGCAUAUGCGGCUGAAUGCUCGCGUGACAGCAGUUUGCUAACACUGUUGGUUUUAUGCCUCGUUUACAACAGGCCCUUAACGGCAGGGCAAUACGGUAAUGAGCAGGAACAUACUGUAACUAAACGCCAUGUCCAUGCAUGUCUGGUCUGGUGGUAAAAAGUUUGUACAUAGCCACGUCAGCAAAUUUUAAUUGAUCCUAUUUUGUUACCAACAUUUAGUAAUAUAAGUCAACUUUCGUAAAGCUGAGUUUAG
Messenger RNA from Leguminivora glycinivorella, 3414 nucleotides. RefSeq names its product alkaline phosphatase-like. NCBI's taxonomy places the organism in Eukaryota, Metazoa, Arthropoda, Insecta, Lepidoptera, Tortricidae. Gene Ontology annotation, molecular function: alkaline phosphatase activity. The coding region runs from base 218 to 1765 and encodes 515 amino acids. The transcript has 9 exons. The record is from RefSeq and is a predicted model, not a curated record. Gene Ontology annotation, biological process: dephosphorylation.